AUGUCGGGUUCCCUGGAACUUGGAGUAACAGACCAGUAUAUGGAAUCAUCCCAUGAGACCAACAAGUUAGCUAUUAAAAGAAGCAUUUAUGGACUGAGCUUUCGAGAGAAGUUGACAAGUAACAAAAGUGUAUCUCCUCACCCUGAGAGGAUCAGUGAUGUAAAUCAGCAUUAGAAAAUUCACACUGCUAAGGAGCCCUGUGAAUGUAAAGACUGUAAAAAAGCCUUCCUAUGGCAUAAUCAGCUUACUCAACACCAAAAUAUUCACACUGGGGAGAACCUUCAUGAAUGUAUCAACUGUGGGAAGGCCUUCUGCUGGGGUUUGAGCUUUGUAAUUUAUAAGAAAAUUCACACUGGUGAAAAACCAUACUUAUGUAAAGACUGUGGGGAACCCUUUAGAUGAGGUGAUGAACUCAAUCUGCAUCAGCAGGUUCAUACUGGGGAGAGAGAUGAGUGUAACAAUUGUGGGAAGAUGUUUAGCCACCGCUAUAAACUUCUGCAACACAAGAGAAUCCACAGUGAUGAUAAGCUCUAUGAAUGUAAAGUCCGUGGGAAGGCCUUUAUUUGUAGUUCCAACCUCAGUCAGCAUAAGAGAAUCUACACAGGUCAGAAACCCUUUGAGUGCCAAGAGUGUGGGAAGUCCUUCACUAGAAUCAACUACCACACUCAGCAUCAGAUGACUCACACUGGGGAGAAGCUACAAGAAUGUCAGGAAUGUGAGAGGGCCUUUCAAUGGGUGUCAAGCCUAGUUAAACACAAGAGAGAGCAUUCAGGUGAGAAACCCUAUAAAUGUGCAGAAUGUAGGCAGGGCUUUAGUUGUGACUAUCACCUCACCCAGCAUGAGAGAAUUCACACUGGGGAAACCCCUUAGAAAUGUAAAGACGCUGGAACCUUUAUAAAUAGAUCAAGCCUUCUUAAAUGUGAGAGAAUUCAUACUGGAGAGAAAACCCAUGAGUGUGAGGAAUGUGAGAAGGUCUUUAGUCAUGGCCACCAGCUUAGCUGGCAUGAGAAAAUUCACAUGGCAAAAUUGUGUAAGGAGUAUGGGAGGGUUUACAAUAAUAUAAGCCAUCCCAGAGAACAUCCGAAGACUCACAAACAUUGA
Apodemus sylvaticus (European woodmouse) is the source of this 1101-nucleotide messenger RNA. RefSeq names its product zinc finger protein 331 (gene Znf331). Lineage: Eukaryota; Metazoa; Chordata; Mammalia; Rodentia; Muridae. The record is from RefSeq and is a predicted model, not a curated record. Gene Ontology annotation, biological process: regulation of transcription by RNA polymerase II. Gene Ontology annotation, molecular function: DNA-binding transcription factor activity; RNA polymerase II cis-regulatory region sequence-specific DNA binding.